CUACUACUGCUACUACCACAGCGGUUGCUAUUUUGCAAGGAAUAUAAACAAGACGGGUAGAGUAGGGUAGGUAGGGCCGCAGUGGCGUGAUGAAGAAGGAAAGAACGAAAGAAAGAAAGGAUGGAAGGAAGAAGGAAAGGUCGAAAUUGAACCGAAAACAGAGAGUCGAUCCGGGUAGCAGACCCUUGUUUCUGAGGCUACCGGAGUCGUAAUAUUUACAUACAGAAAGAAGGCAGAGUUGAGAGUUCUUAAGUUUUUGUUUUUGUUGUUUGUAUUGGAUAAAUGAAAAUACCGGGUAAAGCAGUCUAAGGAGGAUAGCAGCGAACGGCAGCGGGUAGCGUCGGACCAUUUUCGUAUGGGACAGUAACCGAAAAAACAACAACAACAACAACAACACCAGCAAACCCACCGCAUACAUACGUUAGAAAAUUUUUAUACGGGAUCAUUCGAACGGUGGAGUUUCUUCAGUCGCGCGGACACACGGAAACCCUCAGCGGCCAAACAGCAUUCACAGAGCCUGCUGCUGCCAGGGAAGGACACAUUUAAAUAGGAAUGCCGAGGAUCAAAUACCAGCGGUUGGGGCCGUCCCUGGACAACACUCAUGCCGGACAUGUAACCGCAAGGCUUCAGGAUAUAUUACUUCUAAUACUUCUACUGUUGGUCACUUUCUCCGGCCACUCAGUGUCCGCCGAAUAUGAUGAUACGAAUGGAUGUCAUGAAAGAAUUCAAAAAGCAUCAUCUUCUGAAAACCAGCCAUUCGAGGGACAAGCUACCAGGGGUUAUGUUAUUAACUCCUUGAAAGUACUUAGGCAAAUUUCUUCGCAAGAAUGUCUCCCCAAUGUAAUGUAUGGGUACACGCUCACAUCAUGGUGGGUGAAAAAGGGAUGCAUUGCAAAGUUUAAAAUAGAAGAAUGUCAUCUUGCCGAUUGUGUCAUACGUACUCGAUCAGGGAGCAAUCCUUAUUUCGUCCUCACUUUCCACCCUGCGACACCGGGCUUUCGUAUAAAACUUGUUAGUCUAUGGAAGCAGACAUCCUACCACCCCUGCCGGCCUGGUUCCACUUUAUUCUACAAUGAAACGAUGUGGUGGCUUGACAAAGGAUGCGAGGGCAGGUUUCAAAUUCUUGAAUGCCCCUUACUUCCGAUCGAUUACGCCUUGACACCAACUGAAGCGCCCGGAGGGAGUCUGGAAGUAAACGAAAAUCACAAGAGCAACAGGAAGCAUUUUAAAUUCGACGCCGACACUAUAUCCCCGGGCUAUUACCCGAGCGAAAGAAGGAAAACCGUACAAGAGAGGAGAGGCAACGAUCGAAAACAACAAACACACGAAGUAGAAGCUUCCGGUAACGUUCAUCCACUUACAAUGGAGAAGAGUGACACAACCACUGCCAGCCGUCAAGAAGGCAACAGCUCUCCAGCACUUUUGAUCACGACGUUGUUGUUAGUUGUCGCCCUUGGAAUACAUAUGCUUCUGUAACUGUAUAUAUAUAUAUAUAUAUUAAAAAAAAAAUGCAAAUAUAGUAAAAAUAUCAAAUAAAACAAUAAAAAAGCAACAAUAACUAAACAGAAACGAAAUAAAACGAGGAAAAAA
Octopus sinensis (East Asian common octopus) is the source of this 1590-nucleotide messenger RNA. RefSeq lists its product as uncharacterized. The transcript has 4 exons. Bases 553 to 1476 code for a protein of 307 amino acids. NCBI's taxonomy places the organism in Eukaryota, Metazoa, Mollusca, Cephalopoda, Octopoda, Octopodidae. The record is from RefSeq and is a predicted model, not a curated record.